Molecule: messenger RNA, 3788 nt
Organism: Mya arenaria
Lineage: Eukaryota; Metazoa; Mollusca; Bivalvia; Myida; Myidae
Product: target of Myb1 membrane trafficking protein-like
Exons: 15
Coding region: 16-1557 (513 amino acids)
Biological process (GO): signal transduction
Cellular component (GO): endosome; membrane
Molecular function (GO): ubiquitin binding; phosphatidylinositol binding; clathrin binding
Source: RefSeq, a predicted model, not a curated record
ACGUCAUUUGUCAAAAUGGCUGCUCUUUUUGGACACGGGAAUCCACUGUCAACUCCGGUUGGACAGUUAAUAGAAAGGGCGACAGAUGGGACUCAGCCCUCUGAGAAUUGGGGCCUCUACAUGGAGGUUUGCGAUAUGGUUAAUGAAACGGAAGAAGGGCCGAAGGAUGCCAUUAAAGCGAUCAGGAAGAGGUUGAAUCAGAACAUGGGCAAAAAUCACACUGCUGUUCUCUACACACUCACAUGUCUGGAGACAUGUGUGAAGAACUGUGGGAGGCGGUUCCAUGUGUUCCUGGCAAGCAAGGACUUCCUCAAUGACAUGGUGAAGGUGAUAGGGCCGAAAUAUGACCCCCCUCAGGCCUUACAGGAGAAGGUCCUUAACAUGAUACAGACUUGGGCUGAUGCGUUUCGGGCUAGUCCAGAGCUGAAGGAGGUAGAGAAGGUGUACCAAGACCUGAAAUCCAAGGGCAUUGAAUUUCCUAUGACAGACCUCGAUAACCUCGCACCCAUUUACACACCAGCUAGGACCCAGGGUGGAGCAGAUCCUGAGCCCCCUAGCAGGUCACGGGGAUCCACCACAAAUAGAGCUACGCUUCUGCAGGAUCAGGUUGUUCCUCCCCCGCAGAUGCCCGCACAUCGUCCUGGCGUACCUGUUGUGCCAACACAGGACCAGCUGGCUAAACUGCGCAGUGAGCUUGAUGUUGUACAGGGAAACGUGCGCGUCAUGAGUGAAAUGUUGACAGAACUUACGCCCAACGAUGUAGACUCAUCUGAUUUAGAACUACUGCAAGAACUGAAUAGAACAAAUCGACAGAUGCAACAGCGGAUAGUGGAGCUACUGGAUGGUAUCCCUAACGAGGAAGUGACUAAUGAGCUGUUACGUGUGAAUGAUGAUGUGAACAAUGUGUUUCUGCGCUAUGAGAGGUUCGAGCGAUACCGGACCGGCCAGACAGGGCAGACCCCGUCAGAACCAGCACCCACAGAGUCACACGCUCCCCCGUCAUAUAAUGAGACUGUUCAGGAUCAGAGUAGGAGCCAGAAUGUUGGUAACCUGAUAGACCUAGGUGAGGAAGCCCCCACCACCAACACAACCGAGGUCACAAACAGGCUAGCACAAAUGAGUGUGAAUGGAGGUGCUCCUGCAGCGGGCCAGGAUGAUGACUUUGAUAUGUUUGCUCAAUCCCGCAAGUCCUUUGACCAAAGCAAGGACAAUCUUGGUUCUGGCACAAACUAUGUGAACGAGGACCAGUUUACACAAGGAACCGGGAUGGGAGCAGCGGUGAAUAUGAAGGCAAACCUCACUGAUGAAGAAAUUCUACAGUUGCAAGACAAAGAUACAGACUAUGAUGAGAUGGAACAGUGGUUGAAACAGCAAGAGGAGGCAUCAGGAGCCGGCAAAAAGGACUCUGCCAUCUCCAGCACUGAGUUUGACCAGUUCUUGACAGACCGCUCGGCUGCUUCUAAUGUUCCCUCUAUCUCCGCCCAGACUGGCAACCAGGCACGCAACACACGCCAGCUUCAAAAGGAUGAUGAUGAUAACCCCAUGUUUGCCUUGUAGGAUAUGUUUAUCCUCUAUCCAAGACUUUAUGUGACUUCUUUUCUCACCUGAUCAGCUGCAGUACCUCUAGUUAUCUCCCUUGCCUGCUAGUGGGCACCUGCUGGUGGGAGCUAAAUGCUGAAGCAGCAUGUGUUUGAAAUUGGUUAAUAUUCAGUUUGGUUAUCCUAAAAUGAUUGGUCGUGUUGUUCCAAUAAUUAUAAUUAACCAUAUAAAUCAUAUAAAGGUGCAAGCUAGAUUAAAAAUAAUCUGUUGACAACUUAUCAAAGUUUUAUACAGUUUGCUGCGGGUCACUGAAUCUCUGUACAUGUUCACCGUGUAGCUCCUUCAAAAGGACAUGUCAUUUGAAAUGAUCGGAACAUGUACAUGGGUACUACAUACCAUGAGCUCGAACUGUUCUUCACUUCCAAGAAAUGUUUUAUUUAGUUUUCAGUAUCAGUAUAUAUAAGUGUUACAUAAUAAAAUUUAACAUUCAGCUUCAACAAUACAGUAAACUCCAAGUGCUUUGGGUCGGGCUUUAAUCACACAUGUUUUGCAAGCGCCGCAAUUUUUUUGAAAUAUGAAAAGCAAACAUAAUCAUCUUUUGUAUGUCUCUGUUUAGCUGUUCAAUGCAAUAUGUGAACAAAGAUGUAAAUUAUGUACAAAAGCAAUUUUUUAUGUUGUGUUUAUUUCUUGCACUCUCAUAUAACUAAAAAGUGAAAGCAUUUAAGUUUUUCUAUAAAAUGAUACAAACUUGCAGAAUUAACUUUCCUUAAAUAUGUUUAUAAAUAUUUGUCAUAUUUAUUUAUUGUUGUAACUGUAUUCCAUUGGUUUCAUUUGUUGAUUCAGUUCUUUAGUUAUUGAAUAAAUGAGUUUUAAAAUAAACAUAAUUAUAAAACUAAGUUAGAAUUUUAGAUUGUAAGGAGUGAUUUGAAAUUAAUUUUGUUUUUAUAUCCAUUCAAAAAAGUACCACAUUGGUUUCUAUUUUUUCUAUGGAAAAAAAAUGUUAAUUACAACAGCUUGCUGAUUAACUAUGACCUAUAACUAAAAUAGUAUAACUCAUGUCUGGCUCAAGUACAACAUACCAAUUUAACUGAUGAGAAAAGACAUGCAGUCUAUGUAUGCAUAUGUUUAAACUCUAAUUGUGAUAAUUAAAAAAUGCAGUAAAAAUAAUAUUGGCGAAUGCUAUAGCAACAUAUAUUGUAGCAUUGGAGUAUUGCAUUAGCAAUUAGAUGUUAGUUUACAAAGGUUGAAAUUAGCACAAGCUCACAACCCCUGAACUGGUGAAAUACUUCCUGGGCUCGCUUAAGUUCUGGAUUUUAUAUAGCAGAGCUUGUUGAAUUUUUUUACUGCCAAGCCCUUGUAUAAGAGUUAAGGCUUGCUCAUCCAAAAGUCUUAAUUAGGAUGACUGAGUUUAUGUUGGUGCCAUGCUUAAAGAGUAAAGUUCUGAAAUCUUGCAUACACACUAUGUUUUGUUUUAUGUGCAAUGUUAUUGCAUUUCGUUGUUGUUUGACACAAUGAUGCGUCCUUUUUUAUUUGUAUUUGUAUAAAUGAUAGAAAACAUUUUAUUUCAUACAUGUAUAUAUGAUAAUAUUAUGAUGUACUUUCUAAUGGAAUAUGAAAAGGUUGAUUUGGUUUACAAUGUACAUGUAUUUAAGAAAGUGUAAAAGAACCGCUUUAUAUUAUUUUCACCAAAUCAUAAUUUUAUUGUAUUUCGCAACAGGAAUCCAAUUAUUUAGAAAGAUCCAUAUCUUUGUUUUCCAUGCCAAAACAGUUGUUUUACUCUUGUUAUGAUUGGACUGGUAUCAUGCUAUUUCUAGAAAAACAAUGUAUCUAGUGCAUCUUAUUUAAACAGAGUCCUGAAAAAAAGUGUGAGAAAUGUGUGUUGUUUUUGAGAGAUUGCAAAGGUGACUUCUUCUUUUAGGCAAAUAAAUUUAUUUGGUAACAUUAUAUUUUUAUUUUUUGUUCAAUUUUAGUUGCUUACAGCAAUGGCUUGUUUGCAGAUUUAAUGAUAAGUUUUGAUUAUGUUAUCUUUUCUUACGAUUUUGUACAUCAAUAUUUAUGAACAGAAUGUAAAAUGCAUUGUGACAGAUCUGUCAAUGCAAUUGAAAUACAAUUAUGAAUAUAAGGAUUGUUUUGUAAGCACUGUCACUGGUAAGUGUCCGUGCAUUUGUUAGUGUUUGUGAUAAUGUGUCAUUGUUAUCUCACUAUCAUGUCUAUAAUGAUUAUAUUGCAUGAAUAAAGAUAAAAAAUAA